GUCAGUUUUAUUUAAGUCAUAGUUUAAAGUGAGCCUUCAAUUUGAACUUGGAACAGAAAAGCAAUGCAUUCUCCUGUCAUAGCUGGUUUAUUUUACUUUCUCCUAAUUAAGGCUUGGAAGAGCUUAACUGUCCAGUGUGAAGCCUAUAUCACAGUAAAGCAAUAUCCCGCCAUAGCCUCUAUUAAAUAUGGCACAUCUGCACUUCUUGAUUGUAUAUUUGACUUCCAGUUUCUAUCAGAGGCUGAAAUUGAAGUCAACUGGAAUAUUCAACUGCCGCUUUUCAAUGAUUCCGUGAAGAAAAUAACUAUGUCUUCAAAGAUGUUGCCUUUAAACCAAAGUGCUUCGUUGUCAAGGGAUGAUGGAAAGUACAAGCUCACAGGCAAUCUUCUAAAAGGUGUAGUCUUCUUAGAAGUGAAGAAUCUUCAACCACGGGACGUUGGUCUGUACACCUGCAAGGUGGCACGCCUGAUACCACCUCCGUAUCUAGAAGGAAGUAGCAAUGGAACUUACAUCUGUGGAAUAGAAGACACAUUGCAAGAUUCCUGCAAGCCAUCAGAAACUAAAUUUGUCAUAUGCUUGGGGACCCUGGCAGCCUGUACAUUUGUGAUCAUCAUGACUACCAUAAUUUAUGUACAGGUUAGAAGAAAAUCUACCUGCACAAGUUCUCCUUCACUGCCAAGCAGAGACUCUAUGGUAUACGUGGAUAUGAAUUUUGCAAAACAAAGCACUAACAGCGAAGAGUGAAAACUAUGGAGCUAGAAAUGUUGGAAAGUGGCUAUCCCAGCCUUGGUUGAAAUAAAAAAAAAAACUCUAGAAUGAUUGGAUUUUUAAAUCAUAAAGCAUGAUGGGU
Messenger RNA from Caretta caretta (loggerhead turtle), 850 nucleotides. RefSeq lists its product as uncharacterized. Lineage: Eukaryota; Metazoa; Chordata; Testudines; Cheloniidae. Gene Ontology annotation, cellular component: external side of plasma membrane. Gene Ontology annotation, biological process: T cell receptor signaling pathway; regulation of T cell proliferation. The record is from RefSeq and is a predicted model, not a curated record.